Messenger RNA from Emiliania huxleyi CCMP1516, 367 nucleotides. RefSeq lists its product as hypothetical. The annotation marks the transcript as partial. The transcript is spliced from 3 exons. NCBI's taxonomy places the organism in Eukaryota, Haptophyta, Isochrysidales, Noelaerhabdaceae. The record is from RefSeq and is a predicted model, not a curated record.
UUUCGAUUGCGACCCCAACCUGCCAUUUCAAUGGCGAGAACGAAGGAGACAGCAGCCUGGGCGGCGUCGGCGUUGGCCGGCAUCUGGGUGCUCACGACGGCGGCUGCACCCGUCGGUGGCUACGGAGCAAACACCCCGUACAACCACGACUUCGAUGGUCUCGAUGAAUACGCCAUCGCCGUCGGCGCGUUCUCGAUCAUCCUUUCGCUCGUUGGGCUCAUGAUGUCACUCGGCAAGGGACCAGAUGGCGAUCGUACGCUGAUUGCUGUGCGCGGCUACAACAUCACGGUCUCGCUCUUUCUGGCCCUCUCCCUCGCCCUCUGGAACGGCGCUGGCGCUGGCAUCACGACCUGGUUCGACCCCUUCA